GACUCGGUAGCAAUAAUUCUCUCAUUGUAAUGACGACUCGGUUUCCCCUCUCUUCACCACAUCUCUUGUUCUUCUUCUUGUCCUUGUUACUCAUCCUCUGCCCUUUCAACUCCAUUAAUGCCAUCCCAACCGUCAAAAGAUCAAAAAGGUUCUUCCACAACUCCCUGGAGAUGUGCACAUUCUUAUCAAUUGACAAAUCACCAUUGAAGCUGCAACCUACAAAAUCAAACACAGUUUUACAAGUAACCAAACCCAUCCAUGUCCCUAAUACCGUGCCCUGCAAGAAACUCCUCCUCCAACACGAAUUCAGCUCGACUGGAAAAAACCCCCAAGUUGCAACGGAUUAUGAAGGCCCUCCUUCCACCUGCGGUUCCCAUGAUUUCUCCAAGAUUGUGUUGGAAUCAAAAGGCAGUUUCAGUGGAGCACAGGACGAUGGGGUAUUCGCGGUUUGGUUGGGAGGAGUCGAGCUCCUGAGGAGCUCCUCUGCUCAAGGGUUCAACACAUUGAUAGACCAAUAAUUACACAUGUUUUCACCCCAUUCUGAAGCCGUUUGAGAUGUGGAUUCUAGUGUUUUAAGCCGAUUUCACGCUAGGGUGUGUGUUUAUUUCAUAUUUCGGGUCCCGGCGUUGGAAUCGAGGCGGAGGAACGAGUUCUGGGUCGAAAGGAGCGAAGUUGGGACAAAGUAAGCCGCAGGAGGAAAAUACCCGGUCAGGUGGCCAAAUACCCGACCGGGUAUUCACUAUUUUGGGCGCCCGAGAAACAGAGAGGGGCCCGGGCAGAUGACUUAAAUCCCCGGUCGGGGAUUAUGGAAAGUGACCGGGGAUUUUCCCUUUACCAAAGCGGCGCG
Molecule: messenger RNA, 847 nt
Organism: Linum tenue
Lineage: Eukaryota; Viridiplantae; Streptophyta; Magnoliopsida; Malpighiales; Linaceae
Source: the annotation of a GenBank genome assembly